GUGGAUGUCCGCAUUGUUGAGCCACAGGGAAUUCGCUAUGUGCAUGCUCCUAAUUCACUCGGAGACCAUUUUGAUGGAAUCACUACCAUCUCCAAGGGAGAGAAAAAGGCUCAUGUUUCUUUCAAGCCAACGAUGGCUCAACAGCGAAAAUGCCCCACGUGCUCUUCUACAGCUGUAGAUGGGAACUUUGUCGUGCAAUAUGAUGUGAACAGAGAAACCACGGGUGGAGAGCUGGAAGUAAGUAUUGCUGUUUAACCAGGAAGGGAGGUCUGUGAA
This is a messenger RNA of Tinamus guttatus (white-throated tinamou), 276 nucleotides long. The record is from RefSeq and is a predicted model, not a curated record. NCBI's taxonomy places the organism in Eukaryota, Metazoa, Chordata, Aves, Tinamiformes, Tinamidae.